CCUCCAUCACCGCCUUUAUCCAGCCCUCUCAUUAUUCAACCGCACUCCCCCCCUCACCUGUGGUCUUCAAAUUCUUGUUGUCGCUUCGUGCCUUGUUUGUAUGCUCAUCGUUGGAGAUUUAGAAGCUUCAAUAGAGCUACUGUAUCAUACCAUUGUGUGAUACUGCGUGUGAGCUUCGGUGACCCAGAACAAGGACGAAGCAGUAGAGAUUCAUGAUGGAGCAGAACGACUUCAAUGCUGUUCCCUGGCACAAUGACCCCGAGAGCGAUGCUGAGCGACCUGCAUCUGCAGUGAGCACAGGCACUGAAGGUCACGGCGAUUCUUCACACGAUCCUCAUGGCAAACGACGCAUGAGCGCCGCUGAGGAACAGGAGCAGCAAUCGGACCAUGCCCAAGCCAGGGAUCCCACCGGACUUGGUGAAGGCACUCUUGAAUGCACUGUAGACAAACCUCAGAAAGAAAAUGAUGGCACCAAGGAUGCAUUUGUCUCGUAUCUUGUGACAACGCAUACCGACUUCAAAUCCUUUCAGCGCGCCGACUUUACGGCUCGGCGACGUUUUACUGAUUUUCUAUUCCUCUACAAAACUCUGUGCCGCGAAUACCCCGCCAGUGCGGUACCUCCACUUCCGGAUAAGCACAAGAUGGAAUAUGUUCGGGGUGACCGUUUUGGUCCCGACUUCACCCAACGACGAGCAUACUCGUUGCACCGCUUUCUCAAGCGAUUGACACUUCACCCGGUACUUCGCCGCAGCAGCAUCCUGAUCAUUUUCCUUGAGAGCUCCGAAUGGAACGCCCACAUGCGCAUUCGCCCAACGCGAGGGUCUUCUAUUUCGGAGCAAGGCGGGGGCGGCGUAUUCGACAACUUUACCGAUACAUUUCUCAAUGCCUUUAGCAAAGUGCACAAGCCGGACAAGCGGUUUAUUGAAGUUCGCGAGCGUGCCGAUAAGCUCGAUGAUGAUCUCGGACACGUCGAGAAGAUUAUGGCCCGAGUAGCCCGCCGAACGGGUGACCUUGAAGCCGAUUAUGCGGAUCUGGGUACUCAAUUCCACAAGCUUGUCAAUCUUGAGCCAGGCGUACAGGGUCCUCUGCAGCUUUUCGCCGCCAACGUCGAGGAGAGCUCUGGCGGGUUCAAGGAGCUAAAGGAGCACAUGGAUCAGAACUACCUGGGCUCACUGCGUGACAUGGAGGCGUACAUUGUGUCGAUUAAAUCGCUGCUCAAAGUGCGCGAGCAGAAACAGCUCGACUUUGAAGGCCUAACAGACUAUCUCAACAAGGCAGCGUCAGACCGUGAUACGCUGGCAUCUUCGCACGGCUCUUCGGGACUGGGCGGCCCUGGCGGGUUUUUGCGCAGUAAGAUUGAAGAUGUCCGUGGCGUAGACCACGAGCAGGCUCGCCGUGAGCGGGUCCGCAAGCUCGAGUUGCAGAUUGAGAAGUUAUCCCGCGAAGUGGAGGAUGCGAAACGCACGACGGAAGCCUUUGAUGAGGAGGUUGUUCGAGAAGUGGCUGAUUUUGAACGCAUCAAGGCGUCUGAGUUCCAGGAUACCCUCGGCGACCUUGCCGACGCGCAUAUCAAUUUCUAUUCGGGCACAAUUGAUACCUGGGAGCGGUUUCUCAAGGACAUUGAACGCGACGGUGUGUCUGUAUCAUAGCGGCUGUAGCAUUUGCCUUGGCUAGUCAACAGUUUGAUCCGGAUGCUGUCCAGCUCUCGGCGCGGCACAUGGAUUCCGCCUUUUUCGAAGCAAAAGCGACGGCGCCAUGUCGUGGGGUGUCCUCUUCAUGCUCCUGUCUCUUUUGCCACACUGUCAGACCGUUCAAACCAAGACGAUACGACAUUUAAAUCUUUUGGUGUUGAUGGCGUUUUCUCAUCACCUGUCUCUAAAUUUCUAUUCCCCCUACCCUUUUUCUGCCUCUACAG
This is a messenger RNA of Xylona heveae TC161, 1915 nucleotides long. RefSeq names its product vacuolar targeting protein Atg24. The transcript is spliced from 2 exons. The coding region runs from base 213 to 1649 and encodes 478 amino acids. Gene Ontology annotation, cellular component: phagophore assembly site. Gene Ontology annotation, molecular function: phosphatidylinositol binding. Gene Ontology annotation, biological process: autophagy; cytoplasm to vacuole targeting by the Cvt pathway. NCBI's taxonomy places the organism in Eukaryota, Fungi, Ascomycota, Xylonomycetes, Xylonales, Xylonaceae. The record is from RefSeq and is a predicted model, not a curated record.